ACACAGACAGAGACAUGCAUUUUGUAGGCAGACGGGGAUUCAUAAUUUUUUUUUAGUCGGAUGUCAUUGUAAGUAAAUUGGAUGGUUUCCUGAGGAUGGAGGAGCUAAAAUCAAGCAUCAAGCAGCUAAGCGAUGAAAGCCUUCUCUCUGAGUUGCAGAAAUCUGGCAUCCAAGCUGGUCCAAUUUUGUCAACAACACGUCCACUUUGGGAAAAUAAGCUCAUAAAUUUGGUUGCAAAAAAGAAGGGGCUAUUAACCCCCGAAGGACAAACAGAGAGAGAGGUAAACAUGAACUAUGGUAAAGUCUCGUCAAAUAGCGUCGACAGUGUGCCCAGUAGCACCGUUGCAAGCCAGAGUACAUGUAGAUCGGAGGACCAAAAUGAUGGAAAGAUGGAUGAAGGGAAGAAAGAAGCACCUGCUUUUUAUUACGGCGUCAGUCUACCGUCUGAUGCUGAUCUGACUAAUGAGGAAGUAAAAGAAGCAGUUUUCACUGAUAAGAUUGAGGCACUGAAAUUUGCUAAGAAAUUCAAAGGAGCAAGAUUUAAGGCUUUCAAGAACCAAGAAGAAGCAAAUAAUUUUGCUCAGCAAGUGGCAGACUUUUCACAGUCCCCUGCUGCCAAACAAACAGCCUUGCCCCAGGGAUCACCAGACACUGUUGCUGGAGAAACGGGUACAGGAACCAUCACAGAGUCUCUGCCUUUUAAAGCCCCUAAGACGCAGGACUUGGUCAAGCUUAGGAAAGCCAUUGAAACUGAUAACAGGGACACUUUCGAAAACCUUGUCUGGAGUAAUCCAAGAUAUCUUAUAAGUAGUGGGGACACACCUGCCAUAUUACAAGAGGGAUUUAGAUACAAUGGUUUACAUGUAUGUGCUAUGAGGAACAGACCAGACAUGUGUCGCCUCCUAUUGGACACUUUGGAAGAUCCUGCUUUCAUAAAAUUACUGUAUACAAAUGACACAGAAGAAACAAGAAAUUCCAGAAUAGACUUUUUGGUAGACUUGUACCUGAAUACACCAGAUAAGGGAGUCUGUGAAACACCACUUCAUUUUGCCUGCAAAUUUGGACAUGUGGAAAUUGUGGAAAUUUUGACAUCUCAUCCUAAGUUAUUGAAAAACAUGAGGAACAAAUAUGGAGAAUUGCCAGUAGACGUGGUAUGCUCGAGAAUAAAAGAUAAAUCAAAAGAAAAGGAAGCUAGAGCAAAAAUUGAGGAAUUACUGCAAGGCUGCUUGGUUUAA
Lingula anatina is the source of this 1235-nucleotide messenger RNA. Its product is annotated as ankyrin repeat and LEM domain-containing protein 2-like. Gene Ontology annotation, biological process: negative regulation of phosphorylation. Gene Ontology annotation, cellular component: endoplasmic reticulum. The record is from RefSeq and is a predicted model, not a curated record. Gene Ontology annotation, molecular function: protein phosphatase 2A binding. NCBI's taxonomy places the organism in Eukaryota, Metazoa, Brachiopoda, Lingulata, Lingulida, Lingulidae.